AGCUUCGGAGGAGGAGAAAGCGCCACUCUUUUUCCCCCAGAGGAGGGCAUUUCUGGUGCUCCUGCGAUGGCGGAGACGAAGCCUGUUGAAGCAUCCGUUAUAGCAUCAGUUUGAUUCAUUCAUGCACCUUGAGGAUGGACGGCGUCACCACUCGGGUCAGAGAAGAGAGGCUCCCUGGGCCAGUGAUGUGAAUGAAGCAGAAAGCGUCAAGCAAAGCUUAUGAUGUGAUCCAUGGCCGGCAUGUUUGUGUGUGGCUUGGCUUUUGCCGUGCGAAUUCUCCUCUGCAGACGAUAGCGGUGAUGCGGGAGCUGCUGCUGCCCCGGGUAGAAGGCUAUUGGAUGAAGCAGGCUCAGGUAUCAGCCAAACAAUACACCAACCAACUCGUCCAUUCCAUGCAGUGCAUCCAAAGCUCAUCGGCUGCUUGCGUGUGUGUGUGUGUGGUGUGCAGGUCAACAGCUGCAUCGAUCAACUCCUGCAGAUGGACACCGCAGCUUCGAUGGCACCACUGGUGCGGCAGGCUGCCAAACACACCACACACCACAAAGCCCUCUGUGUGUCUGUCGAGUCUACUUUGCUUGGCGUUGCUCUCGUCGUGUUGAUUCAUUCGUCAGAUGGUGGAUAAGGUGAGUCGUCAAUUUGCUGCUGUGUCCGACCUGCUGGCCGAACUGGCAGAGACCAUCAACUCGACCAUCGCACUCACAAGGCAUCGCCGCGCACAGGUGAGUGGGGGAGUGACCACAGGCAGGCACAAACACAAGACCCACACUGAUGUGCUGUGCACCUCUUAUGUGCGUGUUGUGUGUAUGUCCUUCUGUCUGUGUGUCGUCAGGCCACAUCGUUGGACCUGACUGACAUCCCUGCCGCGCCCAUGAGGGUCCUCAUCGCGCAGUCUGACCUCACCACCGUCGCCCACCUCAAGUCGACAGCCCGACCCAUCAGAAAUGCCCUCCGGCCGAUCAUCCGCCGCUAUCGGCUGCGGAAGGCGAUCGAGCGGGCGGGGGUGGGCGGUGUGGUGCAGUUCGACCCUCAGCUGAGCCACGGGGAUGUGAUGAAGGCCAUGUGGGUGGUGGAGGAGGGGGGCGAGGGCGGCUGGGGGGAGGUGGGCGGCACACUCACUCUCGCCGAGCAUUUCGGCUAUUGCCAGCUGCCGGUCACUGUGGGUGCUGUAGAUCUGCAGACACACGCCACCAAGGCGGUAA
Messenger RNA from Vitrella brassicaformis, 1199 nucleotides. The record is from the annotation of a GenBank genome assembly. Lineage: Eukaryota; Vitrellaceae.